Molecule: messenger RNA, 593 nt
Organism: Mangifera indica (mango)
Lineage: Eukaryota; Viridiplantae; Streptophyta; Magnoliopsida; Sapindales; Anacardiaceae
Product: putative disease resistance protein RGA3
Exons: 2
Coding region: 1-393 (130 amino acids)
Source: RefSeq, a predicted model, not a curated record
AUGGCUGAUGCAAUUAUUAAUCUUGCCUUGGAGCAGCUGGUUAAAAUCACUGCUCAAAAGAUAGUGGAAGAGGUGAGGCUAGUAGGUAAUGUCAAAAAGGAAGUGAAAAAACUUCAGAGCAAUCUUGAAGCCAUUCAAGCUGUGCUACUUGAUGCAGAGGAGAGGCAAGUGAAGGACGACAAAGCUGUGAGACGUUGGUUAGAUCAGCUCAAAGACACAUCCUACGACAUGGAAGAUGUGCUGGAUGAGUGGAAUACUGAAAUCAAGAAGUUGCAGGUUGAAGGAGAUCUUGAAGAUGCUCCUGCUCCUAAGCAGAAGGAGAUGUGCAGAAAUAUUGAGCAUGAUGGUGGUUGCAGUGUUAUGCUGAAAGGAACAGAGGAGAUAGUUAUGUAAAAAGGAAGUUGGAUUUCACUUGUGUUACUCUUUAUUUGUAUGAGUUGUGAUUUGAUUUUCUUCAUAAAGUUGUUUGUUUUUAGCGUGCUUGGAGAACUUUCUUUGUCAAUAAUGUGCAUGUAAUAUAUGGUGUGUUUGAUUGGAAAUUAGGUGUAAAAUAUUAAGUAUAUGUUAUAUGGUAUGAGCUGAACAUAUUGGUA